AUGGCCUCCCUUCACAAAUUCAAGCUCCUCGCCACUCAAUGUGCAGUAGCCGGAAGCCCUACGCAAAGUCCCACUACCAGCCCUGUAAUCCACCUCCGCCGCCGCAAGACACUCCGCAUGCUUCUCUCUCGCUCCGCUGACCAUCACCGCCGCCGGCUUCCCCGCCGUGAUGAACAGCCCGAGCUCCAGAAAGAUUCGCCGGAAAAGAAGAAAGUUAGAAGGAAAUUGAAGGACUUGUUCGUUUCGUCGCCACCUUUUGAAGAUAAAGAGAAGGAUAAUCCGGAUGGUGCUGAUGGUGAAGUAGAAUUGUUAACCGUUACCGAUAGUGAUGAUGGCAGUGGUGGUGGUAGCGCUGGAAGUUUUGGAGGUGGAGGUUUGGCUGCUCGGCGCGGUGGAGGUGGCUCGCUGAGACCAGUAACGGCGGCUAUGGAAAGUGGGUGCAGUGUCAAGUCGGCGCAUUUUAGCAUGAGUGAGCAUUUGGACGAUAACGGACGAUGA
This is a messenger RNA of Hevea brasiliensis (rubber tree), 498 nucleotides long. RefSeq lists its product as uncharacterized. The transcript has 2 exons. The coding region runs from base 1 to 498 and encodes 165 amino acids. The record is from RefSeq and is a predicted model, not a curated record. Lineage: Eukaryota; Viridiplantae; Streptophyta; Magnoliopsida; Malpighiales; Euphorbiaceae.